Molecule: messenger RNA, 1302 nt
Organism: Trichoderma virens Gv29-8
Lineage: Eukaryota; Fungi; Ascomycota; Sordariomycetes; Hypocreales; Hypocreaceae
Exons: 4
Coding region: 1-1302 (433 amino acids)
Biological process (GO): transmembrane transport
Cellular component (GO): fungal-type vacuole membrane
Molecular function (GO): transmembrane transporter activity
Source: RefSeq, a predicted model, not a curated record
AUGUCUUCGGGUAGCACCACCGAGAUCGAGUCGGCAAUCUUCUUAGGGGGUGAGGAAGCUGUUGAGGAAGCUGUUGAGAGUCCCAUUGAGGCGAAGGCCCAUUCGCAUGAAUUUGCAGAAGGAGGCCUACGGGCAUGGUUGGUUGUUUUGGGAUGUUGGUGCAUAUUGUUUGUAUCCUUUGGCUAUGUUAAUUCCUUUGGAGUCUACGAAACAUACUAUCUCAAGACAUUCUUAUCCGGCAAUUCUCCAUCUGAUGUAGCAUGGAUCGGUGCUAUUCAGUCCUUUGCCCAGUUCUCGGCAGCUUUGGUCGCUGGUCCGCUCGCAGACCGCUAUGGAGCAAUGGUUAUUAUUUGGCCAUUCUCUCUUCUACUCGUCGUCGCCAUGAUGCUCACGAGCCUUUGUACCGAGCUCUACCAAUUCAUUCUUUGUCAGGGAGUCUUCAUUGGCAUCUCGUCUGGCCUGAUAUUCACUCCGGCUAUUUCAAUUGUUGGGCAUUAUUUCUUCAAGAGACGACCGAUAGCUAUGGCAUUUGCCACCACUGGUUCUCCCCUUGGGGGAAUCAUCUAUCCAGUAAUCAUGACAAACCUCCUCCAAGACAAUAGCGUCGGGUUUGCCUGGGGUCAGCGUAUCUGUGGCUUCCUGACUCUAUUCUUGCUAGCAAUUGCGGCCGUUACUAUUCGACCAACAUCGCUAAAAAGAAAGGGCGCAUUCAUUUUGCUAGAGGCGUUCAAGAUCCCCGCAUUCUCUCUCCAAGUGGCAGCCUUGUUCAUGGCCAUUUUGGGACUUUGGACGCCGUACUUCUACCUAGCUGACUACGGUUCAGUACAUGGAAUGGCUCCAGGCCUUGCAUCCUAUCUAUUUGCCUUGAUCAAUGCAGGAUCAUUUUUGGGCCGAGUGUUUGCCGGUGCCGUUGCUAAGCAUCUCGGUCAAUUUAAUGUCAUCACUGUAGCCUGUUACGCCUCUGGAAUACUCAUGUUUUGCUGGUUGAAGAUCACCUCGUCAGCAGGACUUAUUGUUCUAUCUAUUUUAUUCGGCGCGACAAGUGGCAUCAUUAUCGCUCUCAUGUUUACCACCAUUGCGCACACAGCAGAUCACCCUAGCAAAAUUGGAACCUAUCUAGGAAUGUCUACAUUUCUCAUUGGAUUUGGAGCCUUGGGUGGAACUCCAAUCACCGGAGCCCUGAUCGACACAUAUGGCGGCUACUCUCAAGGCAUCAUCUUUAGUGGCGCUGUCCUUAUGGCGGGAGCGGUGCUCUUUACUGGCGCCCGCUUUGCUUAUUCAAAAGACAAGCUUGUUGUAUGA